GCUGUUAAGCCCUUGAGCUGAGCGGGCGGCGCCGUCGUGUGGCCGCGGGUGGGGAGUACGCGUGCGUGACGUGUGCGCUAGGCCCGCGGGGAGGGAGCGGGGUUGUCAAGGGGAGAGCGCGUGCGUGACGUGUGAUCUAGGCCUGCUGGGAGGGGCGAGGAAUGCGGGGAAGAGCGAGUGCGCGUGCGCGACAUGUGUGUGCGCUUCACGUAGUGACGUGUGCGUGUGCGUUCCUUGUGCGCUGGGAUUACGGGGCGCUGGGAGGCUGUGGGAGAGAACGACUGCCCCAGGAAGGGGGCUCGGAAAUACAUGAAUUUCCUGGACCAAAUAGCCGCUGGGAGAUUUGUCUUGCUUAGCUGUGAAAUGCGGAUAUCUAGAGUGCUUGCCGCAUUUUUUGUGUUGUUUUGAGCGCUCACGUUUUGUUAGCUGCUGUUGUAUUUAAUUGUUUUGUAUGUAAUGCAGGCGGCUGGAGCUUGGAUGAGUCUCUAGGGCCUCCAUUCCUCAGUUAAUUCGUUUGCGAAAUGGGAUUGUAGGGGGCUGGACCAGCUAGCCACCAAGGCCUUUUCCUGGCUCUAACAUCACCCAGAUCCCAAGUUAUUAUUUAUUAUGUAUUCAUUUGUUAUUUGUUAUGUAUAAUUAUGACACGGUAUCCUGAAGCCAUCGAAGGCUGUGUGACGGUGGAAGGUCUGAGACAAAUUUAAGAAGAGAGAGAACCUAAAUUGGUAAUAAAUCAGUAAGAAACAAAUGUUUACAUUCACUCAGUGAAAAGUAUCAUGUCUAAGCUCAACAUAAAUCGGAGCCACACAUGGACAACUCUCCCUCCUCCACUAAGAGUGAAAAAUGAACAAACCCCAGGAACAAGUGUCAUUCAAAGAUGUGUGUGUGGACUUCACCCAGGAAGAGUGGUACCUGCUGGAUCCUGCUCAGAAGAUACUAUACAGAGACGUGAUCCUGGAAAAUUACAGCCACCUUGUCUCAGUAGGGAAUUGCAUUACUAAGCCAGAAGUGAUCUUCAAGAUCGAGCAAGGAGAAGAACCUUGGAUAUUAGAGGAAAGAUUCCCAAAACAGUGCCGCUCAGAAGACUGGAAAGUUGAUGACCUGAUAGAGAGCAGCCAGGAAAAUGAAGAUGAACUUUUUUGGCAACUUGCUUUCACCAACCAAACUUUAAGUACAGAUAGUGGUGACAGAGUAAGGAAAACUUUAAAUCUAGGUACAGACUCUGUUCCUUCAAGAAAUUUUCUGUAUAAGAUAUGUGACACAUGUGAAAUGAGUUUGAAAAAUAUUUCAGGCUUAAUUAUUAAUAGAAAGAACUAUUCUGGAAAGAAGCCUGAUGAGUUUAAUGUAUAUGAGAAAUUGCUCCUUGAUAUUCGGCAUGAGAAAACUCCUACUGGAGGGAAAUCUUACAAAUAUAAUCAAAAAAAGAAUGUCCUCAAUCGUAGCCAGGAUCUCACUCAGCCAAUUUUUGACCCACCUUUUGAGUAUAAUGAAAAUGGACAAGGCUGCCAUGGGGAGGCAGACUUUUUCACAAACAAGAAAGCUCAGAUAGGAGAGGCACACUGUAAAUAUAAUGAAUGUGGAAGAACUUUCAUCCAAAGUUUAAAGCUCAGUUUAUCUCAGAGAACUCAUUUGGAAAUGGAGCCAUAUGAAUGCAGUAUUUGUGGGAAGUCCUUCUAUAUGGAUUUAAGAUUGGGGCAUCAGAGAGCUCUUACAGGGGAAAAUCCUUAUAAUGAAUAUGGGCAGAUUUUCUAUGACAGUUCAGCUUUCAUUAUCCAUCAGGGAAAUUACACAAGAAAGAUCCCCCAUGAAUAUAAAGUAAGUCACAAAAUGUGGGAAAAGUCAACCCUCUUUAGACAUCAGAUAGUACACAUGGGGGAAAAACCUUAUGAGCACAAUGAAAAUGGAAAUACUUUCAACAAGAAGUCACAUCUCACCCAACUUCGAAGAGCUCACUCAGGAGAAAAAACCUUCGAAUGUGGUGAAUGUGGGAAAACAUUCUGGGAGAAGUCAAACCUCACUCAACAUCAGAGAACACACACAGGAGAGAAACCCUAUGAAUGUACUGAAUGUGGGAAGUCCUUUUGUCAGAAACCACAUCUUACCAACCAUCAGCGAACACAUACAGGAGAAAAACCCUAUGAAUGUAAGCAAUGUGGAAAAACGUUCUGUGUGAAGUCAAAUCUCACUGAACAUCAGAGAACACACACAGGGGAGAAACCCUAUGAAUGUAAUGCAUGUGGAAAAUCCUUCUGCCACAGGUCAGCCCUAACUGUGCAUCAGAGAACACACACAGGAGAGAAACCCUUUAUAUGUAAUGAAUGUGGGAAAUCCUUCUGUGUGAAAUCAAACCUCAUUGUACAUCAAAGAACUCACACAGGAGAGAAACCUUAUAAAUGUAAUGAAUGUGGGAAAACUUUCUGUGAGAAAUCAGCUCUCACUAAACAUCAGAGGACUCACACAGGGGAGAAACCCUAUGAGUGUAAUGGAUGUGGGAAAACCUUUAGUCAGAGGUCAGUACUCACUAAACAUCAGAGAAUUCACACAAGGGUGAAAGCUCUUUCAGCAUCCUGAACGUUCUGAAGCCUUUAUCCACUCUUUCAAAUUCGUUAUACAGGUUUUUAAAAUGAGAUUAAUGAAACCCAAAGAAUGCCACAAAUUAUUAGAAAGUGAGGUUUUGUUGUACUUCAGAUAAUUAGUACUAGAAUAAAACCUUAUAAUGUUUUGAAUAUGUGAAAGCUUUCAAGAAAAAUUAAAACUUUCCAUCAGAAAAUUUAUAUUGAGGGGAAAUUCAUUUAAAUAAUAUGGCAAAAACCUUUAUCUAGAAUUUAUGUUGUGUAGUGCCAUAUUCUGGAUGUGAUGCCGAAAUUUUAUUGUAAAUAUAAUGGAUGAUACUCAUUUACAGUCAUACUCACAGAAUCUGAAGUUUAAAAAAGUUAAAUGACAACAGCAUUAAACAUUUAUGCGAAGAGUCCUUGAUGUUUGCAGGCCUUAUGUGAGUAUGCUAAUAUCAUAGAAAUUUGAGGUAUUCUUGAUAUGUAUAUUAGAGCCCAACAUGCUUGUGAAGAGAAACUCUGAACCCUUAGUUAAGUAACUAUUAUGGUCUAUAUUAAUAUUUCCCACACUAGAUACCAUCAGCGUCUUUAUAGGUUGACACAAUUAUGUACAUAUGUAUAUGUAAAUAUGUUUAUACACACAUACCAACACACAGUGGUGUACUGCAGUAAGCUUAUACUGGCUUGCAAGUACUGCUGAUUGUUAAAUUUUCAGGAAUUUUGUGAGCCAGUUGUUAAACAGAGUCAUUAUUUAAAAAUUAAACUAUAUAAACUUACAGUUAAAUAUUUAAAAAGCAAGGGUAAUAAGUAUUCAACAUUCAUCACUUCCUAAUUACUUUACAGUAUUUUGCUGUUAUCUUUGUUCUUUAGGUUAUUUGUAUUGUUGAAUCUGCAUGGUGAAUACUGUAUAAUGAUGUGCUACUGGAUAUCUCUUCCCAGCUCUACAUUCAGUGCCAUCAUGUUGGUAGCUUGGCUUUAGUGGGAGUAUUUACACCAUGAUAAUUGGCAAACUCUACAAAUCAGGGUUUUGUUUUCUCAGAGAACCUGUAGUCACAUAUUUACAGUAGCACAUCACUGUGUAUUUGUGAAAAUACAUUUGGAAAAUUUAAAGUACAAGCCACAUACCCCUUUUUCCAUUUCCUGAUAUAAAUAAAUGGCUAUGGCCAUUAUUGCUGAAUGGCCUCUUCAAUAGAGAAGCCAAAAUAUGUUUUUGUGAGGUUUUUAACUACCUCUGCAUCAAUCCUAUUCUAAAUACUACCAGAGUCUCUCUGUAGUAUGGCCAGUAUAUGCUAUUUUACAACCAUAUUGCUUACCUUUCUUCUGACUUUGCUGGCAUAUGUGAAUGAGUAUGGCCAUUUUUACUGAGCUUCCACUUCCAUAAAAGAGCCAAACAAUAUUUUUCUGAGGUUACUCAGCUGCCUUGGGUCAGUCAAUAAUGUAAAUGCUAUUAAUAACGAUAUUUACAUAAAUUUCGCAAAGGUUAACAUCAGUUAUGAACAGUAAUGCUCACUGCAUUCUACAAAUAAAAAGUAGUGGUGUAUAAUGAAAUGCCUCUGUCAUAUUCUUGGUGCUUCGUUGCUGUAUCUAUUUAGGCAUGAUGUGUGUAACCUGAGUUGUAUGUAACAAAGGAACUAUGUAUUUGUAUUUAAUUUAAUAGACUGUAAUAUACUGUCUCUCUCUCCUUUGUCCUACUGUUACCUUUGCUUCCUUGGAACACAUUGAAAGCAGUUCCAAGAGAUACUGCCCACCCAGCAGCCAAUCCCUGCUUCUUACUUGCUGGGCUGUUUUGUCUCUUUGUCCGUCCUUCCCCCAGAUGAUUUAGGGGGAAAUCCACAUUAGUCUAAGUUAAUCAUGAAGAUUCUAUUCUAUUGAUUUUGUUGGGAUGGACAUGUGAGCAGUGAGAUAUUUGGAAAAUAUUCUGCAGUGCUUUGGGGAAAGAUCUCAGUGAUAAAAUAUUGUCAUGACAUGGGAAGAGGUUGUCUCUCUUCUGCUGGACAUUUUCAUGUCUGUAUGUUACACUAGAUUAUAGUUGUGACCCUGAAGGACAAUAGCCUGAAGAUAACAGUACACAAGAUGGGAAAAGCCUGGCUCAGAGGUGACGUCACUAAGCUGCACAACUCUUUUUGGACCUGCUCUCUACUAGGAGUUUGUAUUACUGUGGCAAUAGUGGCUUCUUAUUUAUUCUCAGGGAUGUCUGUUAUUUAGACCUGAAGGCAGUCCCCUGAUACAGAUGAAUUCUUUUCUAAGUGUUAAUGUUCUAUACAGCAAUUUUAGGGAAGAAUUACUUCUUUUGACAAGUUAGUAUAGGAUGGCUGUUAGUAUCAGCCAUGGUUCUGGUGAAAAACAGAAUUCUGCUUCAACUAAGAAGACUUCAAUGGCAGACUUAUUACAGUACAGUAGUUUGGGCCAAAAACAAGGGAUAUUGAAGCACCUAGAGACUAAUGUCACCAGGAAGCCAUUACCAUUCUAAGUCCUUAAGGGGAAAAGGAUAGAAGCAAGUGUUACCAGAGCCCAAUAAGAGCUGCUCUUAUGGAGGAGGGACCUCCUCAUAGGAGAUACUGUCACUACCAAAAUUUUGGCACCAAAUCCCCAGAACCCUCAGAUGCCACCUGCAGGUGAGCACAGGUGGGCACAGAGAAUGUAGAAGGGAAGGUCUGGGUGGAGCUAUUGGAGAAUAAGCAGCACAGUGUUUUUUAUUCCUGUAAAUUCCUAUAUAAAGGCUCAGUGUUAGAAAUAAAGUUAUUCUACUAGUUGAAAGUUAAGUGUUUCUGCCUCAUUGUGCUGUUACGUUGUCAUAAAGUAAAUUCCUUUUGGAACUGAGCACUGUGGCAGGUAUGUCUCUUCUUUGGCAUAUGUGAAGCAGACAUGUUAAAUUGAUUAUUCAUAUAGCCCUACCUGGUGUUUCUUGUCAUAUGUGGUGUGAGGUUAGCAGCUCUCUGUUCUUCCAAAUAGCCAGUCCUCUCUGCACUGUUUGAUUAAUUCAUCCUUUUUCUUGUUGGCUUGAUAUGACCAGUUGGGAUAACUGGUUACCCACCUCGAGAGCAUAAUAAGAGUAGGUGUUUACCUCACAUAUUAUAAUGAGUACAUUUUUGUGUGGAUUUUUAAUUGAAAUAUAAUAUUUUGACAGUAUUUCUGAUUGGCAAAAUUUAAAUGCCCAUAAAAUAAGACUCCAGUGUAUUAUAAAUUCUCUAUAGGUAGAUAUAUAUGGAUUAAAAUACAUGGCAAAAGGCCCAGGAUACCUGCUGAACUAAAAGCCAAUAGUUACUUCAGGGGAGGUAACUGUUGGGGUAGAGACUGAAGCAUAGUCAUCUGUUAUACUCCAAAGAGUAUUUAUGCCCUCUUCUCCCAAUAUGGGCCCUGAUUAAUCAGCACAGUCCUAGGAAACCUUAGGAAAUUUCGCUACCUCCUUGGGCACCAGUCAUGGCCGCCAUGCUUCUCCAAGUUCCUCUUUUAUUUUAAGGAAUGUGAUUAAAGACUGACAAGAGCAGAGCAUGUCUUCACAAGGGGCUUCAAGGAAUUCUGAACCCCGUCUUAUUCUUUAAGGACUUGGGCUUCUUUUCGGCAGGUUAGACAACUGAGAAUUUUUGGCUGUGUGUUAUUGGAAGUAAGUUCAGGGUAAGAUCUACUCUUUCACAUAGGGAUAACUACCCCUAUUUUGUAGAUGAGGAUACUGAGCCCAGAGAGCAUCAACCAUUCCAUCCUGUGGACUCCAGACAUGCUCAAGGUGGGGCAUGCAAGAUAUUAAGCAUUACUUCUCUACCUCCUCAAGCAUCUGAGGGGAACUUGCUGUCAAACAGUGGUGUCUAAGAGUAGACGUCAGUUCCUCAAGAUUAUGUAGUGGCUAUUGCCACUUUUCUACGUUCUUCUAGUAAUGUAACCUAUUCUUGUGAGCAUGGAGUUGGCAUUUACUCCAGAUGGUACCAUCUAUUCCUGGCUCCACGUCUGUAUUCAGCCAGGAAUGAUCCUAUGUUAAAAUAGGCCAAUGAGAACCCAUCCUAGAAUAUUUUUAUUGAGAAGUCAUCGUGACCAGAUAGUUUGUGUCCUUCUUGCUACCAGCAGCCAUAUCAAGAAAAUAUAUCUGCAAGGGAGAAGAUGAUGGUGACAAGUGUUAUAAAAAUAAAAUGGGAAAAGUUGUCAGAAAGAUGGUUUGAUUUUACGUAGUGCGGAGAGGGAAAGACCUCAUUGGGGAGGCCAAAGUGGAGGGAAAGAGGCAUUUGGAUCUCUGGAGGAAGUUGUGUGUGCGUGUAAUACAUACACAUGUGUAACCUGCUUUUUUUUUUUUUUUUUUAAUUGGGCCCAUUUUCUGUCUUGAACUUGACCUCCCCUUGCUUGGUAUGAGCUAUCAUCAUGCCUAUGGUUGGCAGGGAAAGGUGGAGCCGUAGCCUCUGGGAGGGUUUAAUUCAUGGGUAUCCUAGAUGUCCUCAGCCACUACCCCUGUUUAUUGCCCCCAGUUGGAGACUGCAGCUGUAGUUGCCCUGAACCUACCCCUUUAUCUGUGUUUUUCUGGGGAAGGCUUAUCCUGUUGAAUCCCUGUUAUUUUCACUUAAUCUUCUGCCACCCCAACACCAUUUAUUAAAUAGGCCCAUUUCUCUUCACUUUUUAAAAAACACUACCGAUAUCAUAUACUGAAUUCUUACGACAAUCUUAGGACUUCACAUGUUUUUUCCCCCGACUCAAAACUAAAAUAUUUAGAUUGUUAUAGCCAUUAAAGACACAUCUUCAGAUAAGCGUUAGUCUUUAUUUUCACAAAAUGUUUGGCUCUUCCCAUUAUUCCACAUAAAAUUUACAUUUGUUCUAGCAAUGGAACAAAAAAAAUGUGAAAAUACAUAACUUCGUUGAGAUUUUGUUUGGAAUGUUGUGCCGUAACAUACUUCAUUUUGUAUUCAGGAAAAUGAUUUGUACCUCUUAUUACUCAAAUCUUUUAAACUAUUGUUCAGUAAAGUUCGUUUCCUUCA
Balaenoptera acutorostrata (minke whale) is the source of this 7504-nucleotide messenger RNA. It is a transcript of the gene ZNF248, whose product is annotated as zinc finger protein 248. The record is from RefSeq and is a predicted model, not a curated record. Gene Ontology annotation, biological process: negative regulation of transcription by RNA polymerase II. NCBI's taxonomy places the organism in Eukaryota, Metazoa, Chordata, Mammalia, Artiodactyla, Balaenopteridae. Gene Ontology annotation, molecular function: DNA-binding transcription repressor activity, RNA polymerase II-specific. The transcript has 6 exons. Bases 841 to 2568 code for a protein of 575 amino acids.